CUCCGACGCGCCGCCUGCGUUGGACCGCGGCUCCUCAGCGGUUCUCGCCACAAUGCCUCAUCUGGAAAAUACGGUGCUCUGUCGCGAAUCCCAAGUGUCCACCUUGCAGUCCUUGUUUGGAGAGAGACACCAUUUCAGCUUUCCAUCCAUUUUUAUUUAUGGACAUACAGCCAGUGGAAAGACCUAUGUUACACAAACUUUGUUGAAAACCUUAGAGUUGAAGUGUCUUUGUAAAACUGGUUGGAAGAAUAGUACUUUCCAUUGUGACAGAUCAGUUUUUUUGGUUUUUUUUUUACAGGCAGUACUUAAUUUUCCUAAAUAUUGUGAACCUGUGGUUAAAGGAGAAGCAAAUGAACGUGAUACUCGCAAACUGUGGAGAAAUAUUGAGCCUCAUUUGAAGAAAGCCAUGCAGACAGUUUACCUCAGGGAAAUAUCGAGUUCACAGUGGGAAAAGUUACAGAAAGACGACAUAGAUCCAGGACAACUGAAAGGUCUCUCAGCAUAUACUCAUGUGGAACUUCCAUAUUACUCNAAGUUUAUUCUAAUUGCUGCAUACCUUGCUUCUUACAAUCCAGCAAGAACUGAUAAAAGAUUCUUCCUUAAGCAUCAUGGGAAAAUCAAGAAAACUAACUUUCUGAAGAAACAUGAAAAGACAAGCAAUCAUCUCCUUGGACCAAAAUCUUUUCCACUGGACAGAUUAUUAGCAAUAUUAUAUACCAUCGUCGACAGUAGAGUUGCUCCCACUGCAAAUAUCUUUUCCCAGAUCACCUCUCUAGUGACGCUCCAGCUGUUAAGCCUUGUUGGCCAUGACGACCAGCUUGAUGGGCCAAAGUACAAAUGCACCGUCUCUCUAGACUUCAUCAGAGCAAUUGCAAGGACGGUGAACUUUGACAUAAUAAAAUACUUGUAUGAUUUCUUAUGAAAACAAGCUUCAAAGCCAUAUGGACACUGUGACAAUGACUAAGCCAAGCUGUGUUCAUCCCCUCCUUAGCUGGCCAGGGAGAGGAGUUCUUUGGCUCUAUUGGAUUUGUCCAAACAGGUGCUGGCCCAGCAUGGAAGCUGAUGAAAAUUCCCUGAUUGGUCUGGGUGGAUGUGAACAGAAGACUAUUUACCAGGGACCCUGGAGUAUUUGGAAGCAACGUGUUAAUUAUAAACAGCAGGGUUUGAGCACAAUCUGUUCUGUCUUAAUGAUGUUAUCUUAACACUGAAAUUGCCUGAAACCCAUUUACUUAGUACUACAUUUUGCUCUGUGAACUAUCCCCUGUGCUUUGAACAUGCCAGCAGCCCUUGUUUAUAUGCCCAGCCUUUUCACUUCCUCUCUGCAGGGGCCCCUCACUUGCUUGCCAAAGCAGAUUUUACUAAGGCCACCAUUUUAAAAGAUCAUAGUUGGAAACUAUAAUAAACAUGAGUUCAUUUUUAAAAUCCAA
This is a messenger RNA of Echinops telfairi (small Madagascar hedgehog), 1427 nucleotides long. It is a transcript of the gene ORC5, whose product is annotated as origin recognition complex subunit 5. The coding region runs from base 53 to 922 and encodes 289 amino acids. NCBI's taxonomy places the organism in Eukaryota, Metazoa, Chordata, Mammalia, Afrosoricida, Tenrecidae. The record is from RefSeq and is a predicted model, not a curated record. Gene Ontology annotation, biological process: DNA replication initiation; DNA replication. Gene Ontology annotation, molecular function: DNA replication origin binding. Gene Ontology annotation, cellular component: nucleus; nuclear origin of replication recognition complex. The transcript has 13 exons.